Brachypodium distachyon (stiff brome) is the source of this 1262-nucleotide messenger RNA. RefSeq names its product chaperone protein dnaJ 11, chloroplastic. The record is from RefSeq and is a predicted model, not a curated record. The coding region runs from base 181 to 684 and encodes 167 amino acids. Lineage: Eukaryota; Viridiplantae; Streptophyta; Magnoliopsida; Poales; Poaceae. The transcript has a single exon.
CGCGCAGCCAAAAGGACAGCAACGCGAGCCUCGCCCGGCGCUAAUAAACAGCCAAUCCCCCUCUCAAAGCCUUUGCUUCGUCGUCCGGUAUUAAAAGCCAGUUCCCGUCGAAGCCUUGGCUUCUCUACACGCCAGAUCCAACUUCCAACUUCCAAGCCGAACUUCCCAAUCCCCUUCACCAUGAUCUCCCCACGCCCUAGCCUCUCGUCCGGCUUCUUCUCCCGCUCCGCCUCCUUCUCCCGGCCCGCUUCAUUCUCUCCGUCACCGCCACCUUCGCCACUCCCCCAGGCACCGCCGCUCCUCUCGGCCCCGGCCCCCUUCUCCCGCGCCGCAUCCUUCUCCCGCUCCGCCUCGGGAACAGCCGUCGCCGCUCCGGACCACGCCUCUUGCUUCUACGACGUCCUCGGCCUCCAGGCGGGCGCCAGCUACGAGGAGAUCAAGGCCGCGUACCGCCGCCUGGCGCGCGCCGUCCACCCGGACGUGGCCCCUCACGCCUCCGCCGACGACUUCAUCCGGGUGCAGGCCGCCUACAGCACGCUCUCCGACCCCAGCAAGCGCGCCGACUACGACCGCCGCGUGGUCGUCCCCUCCGCCGUCGGCCGCCGCCGCGCGCCGAGCCUCGCCCGCUCGCCAUCGUUCCCCGGGUUCCGCCGCCGGACCUGGGAGACCGACCAGUGCUGGUGACCGCCCCCCGGCCCUGCCCCGAGCAACUCGCGUUGCGGAGGGCGUGCUCGGGUGCGUUCUUGCGUGCCCUUCUCAUCGAGGCGGGAGCUGGGGAACACGCCCCUAGUUCAGGCCAGAGUCAGAGUGAUUUCCUGGCUCCUGCUGUUUCGUCGGGCCGAAAUCUUCCACUUGGUUUAGAAAACAGAAACGAAAGAUUCCCUCAGCCAGGCCGAGCUGGUACCACGCUUAGUCUAGAAUAAAACCAGUCUUGUCCCGAUAUUGCUAGCUAGUCUCUCGCGCUUCGCUGUGGCUUGUAAAAAGUAGAAAAUUCAGAAAACUAAAAAUGUAUUGGCGUGUGCAGACGUUCGUCUACUUGGAAGUUUAUGCAUGUUCGGCUUGAUAUGUCGUGAUCUGAUCGAUAGUUUUGUUAACUUAUAGUAAUGAGAGUGAGAGAGCCACAAUAAUUGAGCUCAGAAGAUGGUGAUUUUUCAGUCUCUUUGUGUACUUUUCUUCUCGCGUGCGUGAUUGCUGCGGACUUUGGGGGUGCUGUUUGUGGAGUCUGAAUGCUUCUUUGCGCAAAAACAAAACGAUUCUGUGAA